This is a messenger RNA of Oncorhynchus keta (chum salmon), 4440 nucleotides long. Its product is annotated as kinesin light chain 1-like. Gene Ontology annotation, molecular function: kinesin binding. Bases 215 to 2005 code for a protein of 596 amino acids. Gene Ontology annotation, cellular component: kinesin complex; membrane-bounded organelle; cytoplasm. The record is from RefSeq and is a predicted model, not a curated record. Gene Ontology annotation, biological process: axo-dendritic transport. NCBI's taxonomy places the organism in Eukaryota, Metazoa, Chordata, Actinopteri, Salmoniformes, Salmonidae. The transcript is spliced from 15 exons.
AUCCAGGGCGAAUUUGAGCACGUAGCCGGAGUUUUGCCGGACGAUAUACGCUAUCGAUUGGAUGUUUUCCACAGCACUAAAGCGAUGUCAAAGAGACAACACCGACGAUACUCAGUGUCUUUAGUCGAAAGGAAUCCACUCCACAUUUGGAGUUCCUCACAUCAACACAGGAUUAGGAUCAGCGUCUCACUGUCUCCCAAUUCUCAAUUUAAGGAUGUAUGAAAACGCACCUACCUUGGUGGCACCACAGAGGGUCUUGGGUGAUCGUAGGACAACUCAGGAGGAGAUGCUGGGCCAGACCAGGCAGGUGAUCCAGGGGAUGGAGGCCCUGAGACUAGAGCACUACUCUCUCCUGGAGGGCCUACUGGGGAGCCUGCACUGCCUGGAGGUGGAGGGGAGCCAGAACCACGAGGAGCCCAGCCCUGCCCAGGAGAAGGCCAGGGCCAUCCGCCGCUCGCUGGACACUCUAGAGCUUGGGCUGGGCGAAGCGCAGGUCUUGCUGGCACUGUCGGCCCACCUUAGCAUGGUGGAGGCGGAGAAGCAGAAGCUGCGUGCUCAGGUGAGGCAGCUGUGCCAGGAGAACCAGUGGCUGCGGGACGAGCUGGCCAGGGCACAGUGGAGGCUGCAGGAGAGCGAGCAGAGUGUGGCGCAGCUGGAGGAGGAGAGGAAGCACCUGGAGUUCAUGAGCUGCCUCCGGCGAUAUGAUGACGACGGCGAUGACCUUUCGUCCCCCGAAGAGAUGGAUUCCAGCAAGGAGACACUGGAUGACCUCUUCCGCAAUGACGAAGAGGAGAACCAGGGCCAUGGCAUUCAGCAGCACAGUAGCAAUGUGGCGAUGGCUGCCGCCAACCAGGGUGGCUACGAGAUUCCAGACCGUCUGCGUACGCUCCACAACCUGGUGAUCCAGUACGCCUCGCAGGGUCGCUACGAGGUGGCCGUGCCUCUCUGCAAACAGGCCCUGGAGGACCUGGAGAAGACCUCCGGACAUGAGCACCCAGAUGUAGCCACCAUGCUUAACAUUCUGGCCCUAGUCUACAGGGACCAGAAUAAGUGCAAAGAGGCAGCAAACCUUCUCAACGACUCGCUAGCGGUACGGGAGAGGACCCUUGGCAGGGACCACCCGGCGGUGGCUGCUACACUCAACAACCUGGCUGUGCUUUAUGGGAAGAGUGGGAGGUACAAAGACGCCGAGCCACUGUGUAAACGAGCGCUGGAGAUUAGGGAGAAGAUACUGGGUAAGGAGCAUCCUGACGUGGCCAAGCAGCUGAACAACCUGGCCUUGCUGUGCCAGAACCAGGGGAAAUAUGGAGAGGUGGAGCAGCACUACCAACGGGCCCUGGACAUCUACCAGACCAGGCUUAGCCCCGACGACCCCAACAUGGCUAAAACCAAGAACAAGCUGGCUUCCUGUUACCUAAAGCAGGGGAAGUUUAAACAAGCAGAAGUGCUGUUCAAAGAUAUCCUAACCCAUGCCCACGAGAAGGCCAGUGGCUAUACAAAUGGGGAGGUCAAGUCCAUCUGGAUGCAGGCAGAGGAGAGGGAGGAACAGGGCAGACAGAGAGAAGGCCUGUCUAUAGGAGAUCAAGGUAGCUGGGACAGAACUCGCAAAGUGGACAGUGCCACCAUUACCAACACCCUGAGGAACUUGGGAGCCCUCUACAGGCGACAGGGCAAACUGAAGGCAGCAGAGACAGUGGAGGCGGCGGCCAUUCACACCCCUAAACAAAGCCAGAAGCGUUGUGUUCUAGCUGCCGAGGCCUCCAGCAACAGCACGGCCAUGGAUCACCAAUGCAGCAGUAGUGAGAGCCUGACCUCUGAGGUGAUCACAGUGAAGUACAACAGUGGCCUACAUGGGGGAGAGGAGGUCAUCCGCAGUCUGGAAUGGAAUGGGGAUGACCGUGGCUCCCUGAAGAGAAGCAGCUCCUUCAGUAAGCUGCGAGCCUCCAUCCGACGGAGCAGCGAGAAGCUCGUCCGCCGACUGAAGGGGGACAAAAACCCUGGCUAACCAGUCCCAUGUCUGACUAGGCUUCACAGUUCACACCCUUGCCACAACAGAGGGCGGGGCAGUGGACAUGUAUGGGGCACCAAGGCCCAGGCCUCAAUUUAACAAUGCCUAACCCCUAACCCCCAGGCACUUGUAGAUCUGAAAGCAUUGGAUAGGUAUAAACAAUAUACAACCUAGUGGGGAAAAAAGCAGGGCCAUAUUACUAAAUGCAAUACUUUCUGAAAUACAGUCAUUAUGCGCCUAGGCUGUGGUUGUUUCAAACAGAACCCCAUUGUCUUACAUCAGAUAGCAUAAUUUGUGUUUGCACUGAUCGGUAGAGGGACUAACAGUCGAAGAAGUAGGAGUGGCGCCACCUGUUGAAAGACAAUGACUGAAUCCUAGCCCUUAGCUCCCGUUUGUUGGUACUCUUUUGAUUCCCUUUCAACAUGACUGGCCUGAACAAAGCUUUAGAUGGAACGCUUGGCCAUUACCGUCCCAACCCUAAAGCCCUGUGAGAUUCUGAUACAGUACCAUCGCCUUAUUCUAUGCCAGCCAUAUUUGCACCACCUGGGUAUUGGUAAUGUAAUGGUAGCUCAAGCUUGUUUGCUUUUCUAGUCCUUCCCUAUCAUAAAGUACCCAUUGGCAGAAGCUAUAGUAGGGAUGGCUUCAAACUAUUGAGAUGCGCCCUUUGAUUAUCUGUCUAUGUGUAGCAAAUGGGAGAACUGUAAAACUCACUCCUUAACCUGAAGUGUCACUCCUUGCGCCAUUGGAAAAGUCCUUUUCAAUAGUGCCACGGGUUAGAACACUUCAGGAGGGAGGUCACGUGUGUUUGCGGGGCAGAGGUCCUGAGUUGGAAGUCUCGAUAUGAGUCGAUCAAGGGGAAGCGGUACUCGCUAAGCAAGCAGCGUGACGUCCUUUAUAUAUGUCGUAGACAUGACUUGGCUCAAGCUACUGACAUUCUCAACCCCUUCAUUUACGUUUCAUUUAAUGUCUUGUUUAUAUGUGAACAUUUCUCUGUAAAAACUGUAGAAAUGAUAGAAAUGUUUAAGAGCCAGGUAGGUUGUGCACAUUUUCAUGUGAUUUUCAUGUGAUUUUUAAACACCUGCUGGAUGAAAAAAGUAGAGAAUUUCACAUCGUAGUUGCAUUUAAAUAUAAACACAGUGUAUACCAAACAUUAGGAACAACUUCCUAAUAUUGAGUUGCACCCCCCUUUUGCCCUCAGAACAGCCUCAGUUUGUCUGGGCAUGGACUAUACAAGGUGUCGAAAGCGUUCCACAGGGAUGCUGGCCCAUGUUGACUCCAAUGCUUCACACAGUUGUGUCAAGUUGGCUGGAUGUCCUUUGGGUGGUGGACCGUUCUUGAUACACAUGGGAAACUGUUGAGCGUGAAAAACCCCAGCAGUGUUGCAGUUCUUGACACAAACCGGUGCACUUGGCACCUACUACCAUACCCCGUUUAAACAAACUUAAAUAUUUUGUCUUGCCAAUUCACCCUCUGAAUGGCACACAAACACAAUCCAUGUCCCUAUUGUCUCAAGGCUUAAAAUCCUUCUUUAACUGGUCUCCUCCCCUUCAUCUACACUGAUUGAAGUGGAUUUAACAAGUGACAUCAAUAAGGAUUUACCUGGUCAGUCUGUCAUGGAAAGAUCAAAUCAAUCACGUUCACAGAUAUCUCAUUCAAGGUAAACGCUGCAGAUGUGAGCUCAAUUGGAAUCAACCGUUAAGCGUCAAGCAGGCUGUAUGUAAUUCUCCUUAAAGGAAAAAUCCACUGAAAAACUAUAUUUUGGUAUUUUUUUAAUUAGUCCACUGUUAAUACAGUCCCAAAAUGUUUUGCAUGUUUUUGGACUAACUCAGGGCACACAGGUCAAAGAGGUGUGCCCAAUCACAAGAAUGUUUGAGGGUUUUAUUUUAAGAAACCUAAUGCAAAUGGUAAAUCUAAGUGCUGGCAUAGUGCUAUAGGUCCAGGGGUGUGUCAGAAAUAUUUGAGCUAUUUUCACAGCAGUUAUGAACACAAUAGUUGGCAGAAGGCCGAAAGGGCUGGGUUUUGAUGAAUAAACAAGUUUUAGGUGUAAUGUGGGCUUGGCGGCUCACUGGCCAAUCAAGGCAUUCCAUGGCUUAAUACCUCAUGCAUUUUUCGCAAAUUAUGUAUAUUAUUGCGUUGUCAUCAACUCCAAUUCGGCUAGGGGCACAGAAUAUUCUCAUCCUAGUCCAUUGUGGAUUGAUACUACAGUUUAUUAAAUAGCAUAGGCAACAGUAACUAGUGAUAGCAACAGUAUUUUUAAAAAUCCACUGUUUGCUCAAUAUCUUUGGAGUGUUGACAGUCAAGAUUGUUGUAAUUAGCUUCAAUGAGUAUAGGCCUUUAUGCAUCGCACUUAUCCGCAAAUAAAAAAUACUAGUCUCCCGUAAAUUGUAUUGUAUGUGUGAGGCAUGUUCUCAAUAAACAAGAUAUAGCCUUGG